ACAGCUGUAAUUUGUUAGAAACAGAGCAUGAAACCAUGUGUUCUAAUGUUUUGUCUGUCUCAUUACCAGGGUCCAACUCUAAAUAAAACUUUUUGAAGAAGAUCUGCUACUGAUGAAACCUUGUGAAUAAAGUGGAUUUCCUCGACCUUUGGGAAAAUGGGCCAGUUGUUCAAUUUCGAAAGAUCAGAGAGAAAGCACGCUCCACCGGAUUGGAUUUGUGCUGACUUGAUCACGGUGUGCCCAGUAGAUGGCGAUAAUGCCGCUGUUGAGCCUCAGUUGAACCGAGAGCAGAAGAAGAUCGCGAAGCAGAGGAAGUGGAGCAGCGCUAGCUCCGAUCCUAUAAUCGAUCGCCAUGUACUCUUAGAAGCAAAACAAAGCCCAGAACUAGCAUCCUGCUCCAGCACGGGCUCUUGAAGAUGGCCGGCGAGGAGGAGAGAGGGGUGGUCCGUGUCAGAGUCAAGAAAUGUGAUGGCGUGCUUCCAGUGGAGUUUCGGUCCUUUGCUGUUGAUCCUCAGAUAACAUCACUGGAGGUUCUGCAGCACAUUCUCAUCAGAGCCUUUGAUUUGAAUGGGAAGCGGACCUUUGGGAUCAGUUACCUGUGUCGAGAUAGGAGCGGUGCUGAAAUGUAUCAGUCUCUGGCGUCAGACUGGGAUUUGGAUGUUGCAUUUGUCAGUGCAGCCAAACCGUACCUACAGCUCAAGAUGGACGUAAAACCUUCAGAAGACAGUCCUGUAAUGGAGGACUGGGACAUCAUAAGCCCUAAAGACGUGAUUGGCUCUGAGCAGCUUCUUGGAGAAAGGACGAGGUCUCUGGCAUCCGCCGCUCUUCCUUUCACUCAGUCUCUACUGUCCCAGAUGGGCCGGACCUUGUCUAAAGUCCAGCAAGCUUUGAGCUGGUCUUAUGGGGAGGAGAUCAAGCCUUUCAAGCCUCCUCUCAGUGAUGGUGAGUUUCACAGUUACCUCAAUGGUCAGGGCCAAUUGACACGACCCGAGGAACUCAGACUGCGAAUCUAUCAUGGUGGUGUGGAGCCUUCACUGCGCAAGGUUGUGUGGCGGUACCUCCUGAAUGUGUACCCUGAUGGACUGAGUGGACAGGAAAGAAUGGACUACAUGAAGAGAAAGACAAGGGAGUAUGACCAGCUGAAGAGAGAGUGGACAGCCCGGGUCAGUCAUGAGGAUCUUGAAUUUAUUCGAGGAAAUGUUCUCAAAGACGUCCUGAGAACGGACCGGGCUCAUCCGUACUACGCUGGCUCAGAAGACAGUCCACAUCUGACUGCACUUACAGACCUGCUCACCACGUUUGCCAUCACACAUCCACAGAUCUCAUACUGUCAAGGCAUGAGCGAUAUCGCCUCCCCUAUACUUGCAGUAAUGGACAAUGAGGCGCAUGCCUUCAUUUGCUUUUGUGGCAUAAUGAAGCGUUUGGAGGGAAACUUCCGUCCAGAUGGGCAACUAAUGUCUAUCAAAUUCCAGCAUUUAAAGCUGCUUCUGCAGUACUCGGAUCCUGAAUUUUACUCUUACCUGGUGUCCCGAGGAGCUGACGACCUCUUCUUCUGCUACCGCUGGCUGCUUUUGGAGCUCAAGAGAGAAUUUGCGUUUGAUGAUGCUUUGCGGAUGCUUGAGGUCACCUGGAGCUCCCUUCCUCCGGAUCCGCCUGAAACCGAAGUGGAGCUUCUCGGACUGCCACUGGACACUGAUGAAACUGUGACCUACAAAGAAAAGACAAUUGAGACCUGCCUCAGAGAUGAUAAUGAACAAAAAGAGAAGCAGCGGAGGAGACAUAUGUUGAGGCCUUCAAGAGAAGAAACAGAUGCGAGCAGGAAUGCCGUCAUAGAACAAAAAGAGAGGCAAAAUGUUGGUGCUGGAACAGGAAGUGAUGGCAGUGAUUGUGAUAUUAAUCAAGUAAGUCUGGUAAAGGCAGAUUGUCAGGCUCCUUUUGAGAAGCAAACAAGUUUUGGAGAGUUUAAAUACUAUACUGCCAGAAAUGAAGAUAGCUUUGAUAUGGAAGAUGGUGACCAACCACAGGGUGUGGCUGUUUCAAAGUCGGUACUGAACAUCUCAAGUCGCCAGUCCACAGUUGAUAGUGAGGAGGAUCCAGAAGAGAGAACACCUCUCAUAAAAAACUGUGAAAUUGGUUUCUCUCCAAUAUCAUCACCUCACCUCUUUCCUAGUGGCCUACCUAUUUGGAAAAGUGGCUCCUCUGUGUCUCCGACAUCUUCAGUUUCCCCCUCCAGCUGGCCAGGAGCGUCUCCAGACUCUCCUCCAAGGUCCACAUCCCCAUCCCCAUCCACAAACAAUGGAAGAGAGGCCUUACCAAGCACUGUUCCAAAAAUAUUGACCUCCUCCGCCCAAGUGCUCAGCAAUACAGGAAUCAACUCACCCACAACCCCCACUGUAAAACCAUCUAUUGCAUCUCCCUCCCACCCUCAGAAUCGAUCCCUUCUCUCUUCACCUAUUUUGUCCUUUGGGAGAGGUCCCUCGUUGUCUGGCAGCAGGUCAUCCACCAACAAUCUUCCUUCACCCGGAAACAAAUCUCCCAGCACCGCAGCUAACACACCCAGUUCUCUGAAAGCUGAGACCACCAGCAUCAAAUCGUGUUCGCUGCCGCCUCCGCAAGAGUUCGGCAAAGGCAAUCCCUUCAUGCUGUUUCUAUGCCUGUCCAUCCUGCUGGAGCACCGAGACCACAUAAUCAAGAACAGCUUGGAUUACAAUGAGUUAGCCAUGCACUUUGAUCGGCUAGUGCGGCGCCACAACCUUAGCAGGGUGCUGCAGCGAGCCAAGGCCUUAUUUGCAGACUACUUGCAGAGUGAAGUGUGGGACUCAGAGGAAGGAGAUGAGGUUAGCUCCGACUCCCCAACAACAAUUACCGCUGUGCAACAUUCCCCUUCUUCAACCAUCUCUGCCAGGCCCAUUUAUAGCCCUUUAGCAUCGCCUCAGUCAUCAUUUCAAAACUCAACCUAUAACCUCACAACCACCAUUCCCUCCCCAACAGCUCAAGUUUCCCUUUCCUCUGCUUCCUGAUUCCAUCAUGCAACAAUUGAUUCCCAUCCUCAGCGAAAGACUGAUUGUGGCCUGUUGGAGGUGUCCACCUUUUUAGCCAGCCUUCCUAAUUGAAUUGGGCUGUUAAUAAUCUUCUCAUUCUGUGUAUGCUUGAAUAUGUAUUUAUAUUGCUUUUGUCAGUUUGAUGAAAGAGUUUCAUUUCUUUUCAUGUCCUCUGUUGUUGCUGAUGCAUGACGUUUAAACCCUGUGAUUCAGGUGUCAGAUUGUGGGGCUGUCUCUUAUUGGUUCUGGCAAAACUCAGUUUAGCCACAUGGUGCAUUUAACCUGAGUUGCCCUCUUUUUUAAACUUUGUUUACAAACUUAUAUUAUGUCCAAUAAGCCACAAAAGUGUCUUAACUAAAACACUUGUGUUACUUUAGUUAAAAUCAAAAGGGAAUUCCACACUCUGAUGUAUCGAAAGUAAAGGUUUGAAUUGUUCUUAUUCAUAAGGACUUUUACAGAAAUGACUCCUCUUAAUAACCAAGCUCUAAUUCUUAAGUGAGUAACAAAAUAAACUGAUGACAUAAAUAGCCAGCACACAUACUUAACCUCACCCUUUCUGACUGAGCCCUGUCUCCAUUUGCUUUUCUUCUGUCUGUUUGUCUAUUUGAUAAAACAAAGAUGAUGAUGUCAGAGUGAUCGUCAUCGGGGUCAUCUCAGCUUGGAGCCUUUAUAACAACUUUGGGUUGCAGCUAGAAUCACACAAGAAUGCAUGAGUCCAACAAAGAUCCUAUUGAACUGCAUUAUGGGAAAUGCAUGGCUCAGAUAGUAACUAAAAUCAUGGUUUCCACUACUGCUUCAUUUUUACCAAUGUUAUUCAAGCUCCUUCUCUUUUUUUGUCCCUGAACUUUUUGUACCUGAAAAUACAAACUCAUUCUCUGGAGCAUUAAUUCCAGUGUCUGCUGGAUUUCUACUUUUACUCUUCCCAAGUGCUGUUGCAUGUGGAUGUGAUAAGAUAGUGAGAGACCAGGCCCUUCCCAUUGAUACCACUCUACUCUAGAUGAGCCAAAAUUAAUGAAUAUGUCUUUCAGCCUUUGGUCAUCUUGUGCCAUGAGCUGGAUAAUCAUUCAUAAUGUGUGCUAAUAAAAAAAUCUUACUGCUUCUGUGAAACAACAGGGGAUGGCAGAUGAUGUACAGAACACAUGUGGCUGAGGUGGGGGGGGGAGAUAAUUUUUACACUAUAAUUUUCUUUUUCUUUUUCUCAAUUUUAAAUGGGACUCAGCCAAUAACAGUCAUAUCCAGGUCGGUAGCUGUGGUGUCUGUGGUUAUAACAGGACAAUGCGGCUGAUCUAUUAUGUCGUCAUGUUACACAGUGAGGUGAAGAUGUGCAGUGUGUGGGGCUGCAGAGAGCAGUUGUACACUAUUUUAUUGAUACACUAUAUAUAUGCGGGUCAUCAUUUCAGCACUUUGGUUAUUGCUGUUUCCCAAAGAUUGUUUGACUUUUUUGCAUUUUUUCUGUGUCAACAUUUCAAAGAAACAACAGAGAUAUUUGUCUGAAUGAGGUUCAUUGAAUGCACAUUUGCUGGUAUCACACAUGGCAGUCUGUUUGCUUUGUGUGGUCACUGAAAUAGGAAAAA
Molecule: messenger RNA, 4615 nt
Organism: Paralichthys olivaceus (Japanese flounder)
Lineage: Eukaryota; Metazoa; Chordata; Actinopteri; Pleuronectiformes; Paralichthyidae
Gene: tbc1d25
Product: TBC1 domain family, member 25
Biological process (GO): activation of GTPase activity; regulation of autophagosome maturation
Cellular component (GO): autophagosome
Molecular function (GO): GTPase activator activity
Source: RefSeq, a predicted model, not a curated record